This is a messenger RNA of Notothenia coriiceps (black rockcod), 3387 nucleotides long. RefSeq names its product siah E3 ubiquitin protein ligase 1 (gene siah1). Gene Ontology annotation, molecular function: ubiquitin conjugating enzyme binding; ubiquitin protein ligase activity; zinc ion binding. The record is from RefSeq and is a predicted model, not a curated record. NCBI's taxonomy places the organism in Eukaryota, Metazoa, Chordata, Actinopteri, Perciformes, Nototheniidae. Gene Ontology annotation, cellular component: cytoplasm. The coding region runs from base 686 to 1744 and encodes 352 amino acids. The transcript has 4 exons. Gene Ontology annotation, biological process: proteasome-mediated ubiquitin-dependent protein catabolic process; multicellular organism development.
UUGAUAUGGCCCUUGAGAGGAAAAAGAUUCCCCACUCCUGCCCUCAAGAGUCCAGAUGCUCCAAAAGCCUUCAGUUACCUGUGUCUAAACCUGCACAGGAAGCAUUCACAUUGGUUUCAAGAACUGCAGCAUUGUGGGAGCCAGCCAUUCAGCCAUCCUUAUAAACGCAAAAGUCUGUCAAUGACUGACUGUGAGAGAGUGAGGAAAUCCCACUGCUGGUUACGUCUUUGCAUACGGGGGGAAAUACAGUUUUACAUUGCAAGGGUCCCUUUACAGAAGCAAUGGGAUGUUUCGCUUUGAUUUGUUAUUAACACCACUUUUAGUAGUAGUCACUUGUUACCAACCGAUGUUUAUCACACAUAGAAACUUUGGACAUUCAGGAGUGGAACAUUAAUUGAAAUAUUUUAUGUUGUUGAAUAAAACGUGAUUAUUUAAGAUAUCUUAUCAAAAACAUGUUGAAGCUAAGAGGAUAUGGUCAAAUGCUAACUCAUUUCAGGAUUUUAAGACUCAUUCAGUCACCGCUCUUUUGGUGGCCACAUUGAAACUGUACACUUUCACCUGAAAUGAUGAGGAUGAUAACUUUUUGAAGUCUUAGAUUUGAAACGGUCUUGCUUACAGAGUUCUACAAAAAAGUAAUAACUGCAAUAUCUUGGGUGAGAGUUCUACAUUACAGUAUUAUUUAUCAAUGAAAAACAACAAAAACCAGUAUAAAGAAAUUGUAUUUAUACUUCCAUCUCAAGAUAAAAGCAAUGUUGAAGUUCACCAUGUGGUCCUCCCGCCUCCCAUCCUUCUCUUUAACACUCUCUCCUUUUUAGCCGAUUCCAUCAGUUUUGAUGUAGAUGUGUCAGAGGUAAACAGCCAGGGACUUAGAGGUCAGAACUCACAGAUGUGCAAAAUGAGUCGCCAGACUGCCACCGCGCUGCCCACUGGAACCUCCAAGUGCCCCCCCUCCCAGCGCGUCCCCACCCUGUCAGGCACCACGGCCUCCAACAGCGACCUGGCCAGCCUGUUCGAGUGCCCCGUCUGCUUCGACUAUGUGCUCCCCCCCAUCCUGCAGUGCCAGUCCGGACACCUGGUAUGCUCGAACUGCCGGCCCAAGCUCACCUGCUGCCCCACCUGCCGGGGGCCCCUGGGCUCCAUCAGGAACCUGGCCAUGGAGAAGGUGGCCAACUCGGUCCUCUUCCCCUGCAAGUACGCCUCGUCGGGCUGCGAGGUCACCCUGCCCCACACGGACAAGACGGAGCACGAAGAGCUCUGCGAGUUCCGGCCGUACUCCUGCCCCUGCCCCGGGGCCUCCUGCAAGUGGCAGGGCUCCCUGGACGCUGUCAUGCCCCACCUGAUGCACCAGCACAAGUCCAUCACCACGCUGCAGGGGGAGGACAUAGUGUUCCUGGCCACGGACAUCAACCUGCCGGGCGCCGUGGACUGGGUGAUGAUGCAGUCCUGCUUCGGCUUCCACUUCAUGCUGGUGCUGGAGAAGCAGGAGAAGUACGACGGCCACCAGCAGUUCUUCGCCAUCGUGCAGCUCAUCGGGACCCGCAAGCAGGCGGAGAACUUCGCCUACCGGCUGGAGCUCAACGGGCACCGGCGCCGCCUCACCUGGGAGGCCACGCCGCGCUCCAUCCACGAGGGCAUCGCCACGGCCAUCAUGAACAGCGACUGCCUGGUGUUCGACACGUCCAUCGCACAGCUGUUCGCAGAGAACGGCAACCUGGGGAUCAACGUCACCAUCUCCAUGUGCUAAGAAAAACUUUGCAGAAAAAAAGAGGGUCAAAAAGUUACAGAUUGUCCGGGGGGCAUUUUUUUAAGGGGGGGUCAAAUUCGUUGUGACUUCACAGCGUCUCCUCCCACCCCCUUUCUCUGUCUCACCCCUUGAGACGUGGAACUGGACUGUCUGAUCGGGCAGCCAAGGGGUGGGGAUGGAUGGAUGGAGGAAUGGAGGAAUGCAUCAACACGAGGAAAAAAAACUGUGUAGUGAUGGACUUCUAAACAUAUAUAUGUGAGACGCAUGCACGCACAUGCAGGUCCCGCCCUCUCUCGGUCACCACACACAAACUGACGAGCUGUUCAGUCAAACACCGCGUUAGUCGCUGUCUACUUCCCCUCCGUUAUCCUCUGACAUUUUACACACUACAGCCCCGCCCUUCUCUCAGAGACGCUCCGGAACGUGCCGUGGCGGAUUCACACUGAGGAAGGCUCAAGCUAUAUCACAACACGGACUCCCGGUCAGUACGGUCUAACACCCCCCCCCCGCUGUUUGUAUUCAAACUCCCUCUUGGAUUAAACGCUCCACACCCGUGUCUUCAUCUAUUAGCGCCCGGGAUAUCGCAGAUUUGGGAUGUUUAUCUCCACCUGUGAUUGGACGGCUGUAGCACCCAUAGCUACCCAGUUAUGUGCCGGACUGCAGACGCUCCACAGAUCAUCCGUCACCCGCUCCACCCGAGGCUGAAGAUUGUGACGCUCUUUAAAUAGUAGAUCGCCGUCGUUGCUAGUUAUUCCUCCCGCUCUCACAUGGUAUGGAUUUAGGAAAGCCCCGCAGCUACACCGGCCCUGGAUUAUAAAAGAAAAUAAUACUUCAUGGGAGCGGACGGGUAAAAGAGGAAAACACACCCUGCAUUACAGGCUGCUGUGGAUGAGUUGAUCGCGUGUUGGAGCAUUUUGACCGAGGAUUGGAGGGGUCCUUUUUUUUUUUCAGAACAAGGAAAGAAAAACAUUUCAGUUGAGUCAGUUUUCUUUUGGGGUUUAUUUUUGGAGUCUGUUGUUUCUUUUUAAUUAUUUUAGUUGUCUUUUUUUUGUAAGAGAGGAGAGAAGAACUCCUGAUAUGUAUGUAUGUGUAUGUGUGUGUUGUGUGUGUUGUGUGUGUGUGUGCGAGAUGGACAUGUGGCAAAACGCCUGCUCUCUCUCUCCCUUCUCGCUCUUUCAUUUCUCCUCUGCCUCAACCACUGAUGACUGAACACCCAACCAGGAACGAGGGACAGUUUCUAUCGUUACAAUGUUGCUAUUGUUAUUAUUAAAUGGGGAUUAUCAUAAUUAUCAUUUUUUGUAACGACUUUUAAAAAAGAAAAAUUUAAAGGCAGUUGUAAAACUUGUGGCUAAACUUCAGUGUUUGUAGUUAAAAAGCAAGUUGUGUUGUUCUUCUGACGGUUUGUGCCCCCCCACCACACCCCCGCAACCGAGUUGGAUUGUUUUUUCCUCAUCUAUUUGUCUCUCCGUCCUCUUGUUUGUGUGGUAAGUCUUUUCUUUUUCUUCUUAUGUCUGAGGGAGGGAAGUCAAGCCAAUCAUCUCCCUUUCUCCUCAUGUGGAGUCUCAGUAAUGUCGCUGCUCCCCAUCAACUCCCUGACUUUUUUCUGUUUUAAUUUGUCAUUAAAUAAAUCUAUCUUUUUCAUA